AUUUUAAUUGUUUCAUGUGGUCAAGCGUAGCCUCCGCGCGUGGCAAUGGAGUCAGCCCAGCUCCCGGCCUGCUGCGCUCGCGCGCUUUGCGCCUUUCGCCGCGCUGUGCCUUUGGGCCGCCGCUGCCUCCAGCUGGAGAUCAGCAGCCAGAAGAGUUUCUGGAUGCAGCUGCCUAUGUGCGUAGCUACAAUGAGAUGCUGGCAGAUAGCGCCUGGCAGGCGGACUGGGAGGGUGCCCUGGAGACCCUGCAGGACAUGCGAUCCUUGGGGGUGACGCCAGAUGUAACCAGUUAUUUCGCCUGCAUUUGCGCUUGUAGAAGAGCUGGUGCCUGGGAGCAAGCCCUGGAUUUGCUGAACGACGCCUGGGCCAAAGAGGUGGAGCCCGACGUGGAGUGCUACAGCCAUGUCAUCCGCGCCUGCCGGGAGGCCAAAGAUCAAAGCACGAAACUGCUGCAGGAGCUGAGAAAUUGGGGGCCUGCACCCACUGCCAAACGUUUUCACACCACUCCGAUGCUGAAAUGGACCCGCGAAAUGAAACAGUAUGGCUGUGGGGUCCGCAAUGAGAUUGACUGGCAAGGUGAUGGCGCCAUUCCCCACUGCUCCGUUGCUGGCAGUUGGCUCCUACCGAGCCAAGACACGGUGGCCGUACGCCUGGCGGAGCGGCAGGCGGAGCUCCGGCACGCUGGGUGGCGCGUGGUGAACGUGGAGCCCCGGGUGGUCGAGACGCUGCGCGACAAGGCGGGAAUGCUGCGGUAUGCCGUUGACAAAGGCAUCGGAGAGUUCACUCCCAAGUCCUAUUUGAGUGCUUUGGAGGCGGAGUAUCCCUGCAUUCUGAAACCUAAACUGGGAACCUUUGGAAAAGACACCCACGUGGUGCACUCCAUCGAGGAAGUGGAACGCUUUACGGGCGGUCAAGGUGUGGCUUCGAAGUGGGUCUUGCAAGAACUGGUGCCCGGACGCUUGGAAUACUCAACGACAUUGCUAGUGCUCAAGGGUGAAGUGGUGGAUUAUGUGAACACCUUGUAUGAGUAUGAUGGAGAAGAGUAUGUGUGGCCUUUUGUUGACGAGGUGCGCCAUGAAUAUGUCAGCGUUCCAGAAGCCCAUUUGGAUGUGAUGAGAGUGCUGUUGUCGGAGUUUAGCGGCAUUUGCUGCCUGGGCUACAAGCUGAGAAGAGAUGGGACGAUUUGUAUUUUCGAAGUCAACCCGCGGAUCGGAGGUGACUUAGUCUUCGAGUGUCCCAAGAAGCGUGCGCGAUCGCUGUUUGAGAAGCUGAACUUUAUGUUUUGACCGCAGAAAAA
Messenger RNA from Cladocopium goreaui, 1297 nucleotides. Lineage: Eukaryota; Dinophyceae; Suessiales; Symbiodiniaceae. The record is from the annotation of a GenBank genome assembly.